CAACUACCACAAAGCCACGCGUAAACUUCACUUCUUGUCUCUCUCCCACCUCCACACAUUUGACACAAAGGCCCCAAAAUUUCCACCGAAAAAGCACACUUUAAACCACCGUCCACGGCGUUCUUCGCCGUUCUUAUCUCCGGUAACAACCCAGAAACUGAAAAAACAAAGAUGUUGCGUGACGUGUCAUCUUGCAAUACAUACAAUUACGGUGACGCCCUUUACUGGGAUGCCCGGUAUGUUCAAGAAGCAGGUUCUUUUGAUUGGUACCAACGUUACUCUGCUCUUCGCCCUUUUGUUCGCCAUUAUGUUUCCACCUCCUCAAGGGUCCUAAUGGUUGGCUGUGGCAAUGCUGUGAUGUCGGAGGAUAUGGUUAAGGAUGGUUAUGAAGAAAUAGUGAAUGUUGAUAUAUCAACAAUAGCUAUUGAUAUGAUGAAAAGGAAGUAUGAGCACGUUCCGCAGAUGAAAUACUUGCAAAUGGAUGUCAGAGAUAUGAGCUUCUUUCCUGAUGAAUCAUUUGACACUGUCAUUGAUAAGGGAACCCUUGAUUCAUUAAUGUGUGGUACUAAUGCUCCAAUUUGUGCUGCACAAAUGCUUGGAGAAGUGAGCAGGCUUCUAAAAAAUGGAGGUGUUUAUAUGUUGAUAACAUAUGGUGAUCCUACAGCAAGGAUGCCUCAUCUGAAUCGAUCAGUGUUUAACUGGAAAAUUGAGUUAUACAUCAUACCUAGACCGGGAUUUCAAAAGCCUGGUGAUCCCCCUUCUAAUAAUGUGAAGUCAUGCUUGGAACCUAUUCACCUGACCGAGAAGGGCCUACUUCCGGCAGAAUAUACUAUGGAAGAUCCGGAUUCUCAUUUUAUAUACAUCUGUAGAAAAGUUGAUGAAUCAGUGGAGCUGAGCAACAAAUCCACAGAUCCUUUGACUGAUGAUUUACUAUUGGAAUCACUUAGCCUUAAGAAGCAUUGAUUCUUCAAGUCUAGGUGUUCAAAUCGGCAGAAACCAUGUAUGCUUACUGAAUGAUGUACUUUUGUUAUUUAGGCUCCUAGUGUAUCAUCUUUUUAUUGGAUUCAUACUUCAAAAAAAAGAGACUGUUUUGGGGUGGGAGAGGGACAGGGGAGGAUUUUUGUUUGUCUUUUGUUUUUCCCUUUGUGUACUAUUUUGGUGACGGUGGGGUGGUAUUCGGGCUGGCUUGGGUGCCCCUCGACGAUUUCACCGGGAACUGUUACUUCCUCGGGCACACACAUGUAUUUGGCAACUCUGCCCACCAAGGUUGAGACUGGUGGGCAGAAAUCAUUGACCCCCUGUGAUGCUCAGCCUUUUCUUACCUUUCCUUUUUUAGGGUGGGAACAGGUGACGGAGAGCGGGAGGGGGCAAAUAUUUUUGCAGUGGUUCUGUCCAGAAUUUCUCGGCUCUAGAUGGAAGCCAGAAUGAGUUACUCCCCUAUGUCUUGGGCGUGCCACGAGCUUGCACUAGGUGGUUAUGUUGUGAAUCUAAGAAAAAAAGCACCCUAUAGUUGUUUCAGUAUCUAAUUAAUUCUGCUUCUUAGUGUUGUGUGGAACAGAGAACUGCAAAAUUUGUUAUCAGUUUUGUACCUUAAAUUUGGUCUAGGCCUACUUACAAGUCUCUCUGGUUUUCAAUGCUGUUAUUUGUACCCUCAUUCUGUUUCACCUUGUUUAAAACGUUGUUACUCAUUGUAUUGUAUUGUAUCGUAUUAUUACUAUAUGGAGUUAUUGUUUUAUUUUGUUGAA
Solanum dulcamara is the source of this 1745-nucleotide messenger RNA. RefSeq lists its product as uncharacterized. Lineage: Eukaryota; Viridiplantae; Streptophyta; Magnoliopsida; Solanales; Solanaceae. The transcript has 8 exons. Bases 172 to 963 code for a protein of 263 amino acids. Gene Ontology annotation, molecular function: S-adenosylmethionine-dependent methyltransferase activity. The record is from RefSeq and is a predicted model, not a curated record.